This is a messenger RNA of Ricinus communis (castor bean), 2109 nucleotides long. Its product is annotated as protein terminal ear1 homolog. Bases 406 to 1533 code for a protein of 375 amino acids. The record is from RefSeq and is a predicted model, not a curated record. Gene Ontology annotation, molecular function: RNA binding. The transcript has 4 exons. NCBI's taxonomy places the organism in Eukaryota, Viridiplantae, Streptophyta, Magnoliopsida, Malpighiales, Euphorbiaceae.
AUAUAUAAUUUUGUGUUAUUUAAAUUAAAUUUUAGAUAGAAAUAUUUAUAAUUUUAACCACAGCUGUUACUGCGGAAGUAAUUGAUGAAUUAUUAUCGAUUUUAGAUGUCUUCUUUAGUAAGUAGAAUCUUCUUUUCCCUAACCCUUUCCUAUACGGUUUCCUUUUCUUCUCAUGGUCUUUUAAUAAUUUCCCUAUUUAACAACAAGUGAAAACUCAAAUCCAACUUCUUCUUCUUCUUCUUCUUCCCUGAAUAAAAAAAAAAAAAAAAAAAAAACCUUCUUCUUCUUCCCGUCUCUCUCUCUCUUUCUCUCUCCCCAUAUAUGUACUACUUGUAAAUAGUAAUACAUACGACUGUUAAAUCUUCCAUUCACCAUUAAGUAAAGAAACCACUCGAACCCUUCGCAAUGGCUGCCAUGGCCGCUCAAAGUAAUAGGAGCUUGAACCCUUCUGCACCCGAGUUCUUUCCUAAAUGGUACAUGAACAUCCAUACUCAAACCCAAUCUCUCUGUCGUGUUAACCCUCCUCCUCCUCUUCACUUUAAUCUCCCUUCUUGUUCUCCUCCUUUUUCUCCAUUUCCAAAUCCGAAUUACAACCUAUCUUCAUCUUAUCGUGUCCACUACUACUCUCCGUUUACCCACUUUAGUACUAAUAAUACCUGUAGUUAUCCCAAAAAUGAAACAAAUCCUUCGGUUUUAUCACAAAAUUAUGAUCACCUCUUGGUUCCUGCAGCAACUGAGCCAAGCCAUCCUUCGGUUGGUCUAACCCAAACUCAAAGAGAAACCGAGGACCAAACCCAGUUGGUGCAUGAACCAAAGGAGGUGAUUGGAAUGGUUACUGGAGAGGUUAGUCCAAGAGGUGUUAAGAAAGGAGUGUUUGAGAAUCGGAGAAGUCGCAGUGGUGGUCAUGGUAAUGGGAGGGAAAAGGGUUUUCAUGAGAAUCAAAGAUUUAAGAAAGAGUGGAAAGCAAAGCACGAUGAUGGUGAUGGGAAUUGCAAGGGUCAAGAUUUUAGUACUAGCAGAAGGCAUGCAAAGUCUAGAUUUGGUGUUUGCAGGCAAAAGCAUCCCGUUGUAUCCAUUCACCCUGAAAAUACUACAGUCAUGAUCAGGAAUAUACCCAACAGAUACACACGUGAAUUGCUGAUGGAAUUUCUUGAUUAUCACUGCAUGCUAGAGAAUGAAAAGGCAAAAGAGUCUCAUAAUAAUGAGACGUCAGCUUUUGAUUUUCUAUAUCUUCCUAUGGAUUUUGAGAAGAAGGCAAACAAAGGCUAUGCAUUCGUCAACUUCACAGAACCAAGAGCCGCGUGGAAGUUUCACCUUGCAAUGGACAAUCAGGGUUGGAGCCUUUUCCAAUCCGGCAAGACUUGUGAAAUAGCUAGUGCACGACUCCAGGGAAAAGAGGAGCUAAUAAGGCAUUUUCAGAGUUCAACUUUUAAAUGCGAAACUGAUAGCUAUUUACCAGUUUGCUUUAGCCCACCUCGCGAUGGUUCAAAGGCAACGGUGAAGCAGAUGAUUAUAGGGAGACGUAUUGGGUAACCAAAUCUAGCUUAUUAGAUUUGGUUGCCUUGAUGUGAACAUGUAUGUCAGUACACCGUCAGUUUCAUUCUCAAGGUUUAGUUUCAAAGCACUAGUGAAGUGGUAGUUGGUUUUUCAGUUUUCUGUUUGUAUUAGUUCUGUUGGACUUGCAAUCUUCUGUUGCUAACUUUUCACUGUGGACAACGCUGUGUCAUGGUAGAAAUUCUAGGGCAUGCGCAUGGAUGGCUGAGAACUCCCAUUACAAUUGGGUUACAUCAUUUGAUGUCACAAUCGUAUUGGGUAGUUCAUAAAGGAAAGGAUCAAUGCUAUUGGGACAUUGUCAUGCCAUCCAAUUAUAUAAAUUGGGUAGUUUCUACUGUAGAAUUUCUCUAUGAUACAGCUUGGUUGUAAGGGCCAGUGCAGUUUAAUAUGCAUGUAAUAGGUCAGAUUGCUCUUGUGAAGAAGAAGAAGAAGAUGAAGAGAGGGUGGACCUUGGCACCAGGUCCUGCUAAACCAUGGAAAGGGCAGGUGGUGGGAUCCACCCUCCUUCCUUAUGGAUGGAUGGGCAGUUCGUUUGUAUGGUAAUGUAAUGUACUA